GGCGUCGCAUUUCCAGAUAUGGCAUUGGACGACGACAUCGAGCGCGUGCAAGAGGAGCGGCGGCAGAAGCAGCAGGAGCUCGCCGCGCUCUCAGCUGUAAGUUUCGACAAUGAUCUGUACGGGGACAAGAUGGAGUAUGUGAAUUCCAUCGCCACGACCGAGGAGGAGGAGGAUCAGGACGGGAAUGAGAGGGAGAAACAGGUUAGCGCAUCGCGUAGGCAGCUCAGCUCGUACACCGCGCCCAAAUCUGUGCUAGCGGAGAUGCCACGCGGAGAAGUGACAGACGAGGAGCUGGGGUUUAGGAAGCCGCAGCCCAUCGCGGCGAGGGAGGAUGACUACCGCAAGUCGAGGUUUAAGAGAGCUCUCUCGCCGGACAGGAACGAUGCCUUCGCCAUGGGGGAUAAGACGCCAGCUCCCACGACCAGGACUUAUGCCGAGGUGAUGAUGGACGAGAAGCUCAAGCGGGACAAGGAAGAGACUCUCCGGGCAAUCGCGAAGAAGAAGCAAGAGGAGACGGAGAAGAAAGUGAAAGAGGAGCCCUCCGAGGCUCCGACGAAAGCGCAGCUGUCGUCCGCGGCUGCUGCUGCUGCUGCCGCUGCCAAGCGGAAGAACAGAUGGGACUUAGCGAAGGAGGAGGAGGAGUCAAAGAAGGCCAAGAUCUCAGAGUGGGACGCUCCCGAUGCUCCAACCCCAGCUCCAAGCCGCUGGGACGCGACUCCUGCUCCGGGGAAAGCUGCGUCCGCGGAUGCGACUCCUGUAACUCCAAGGCGGAACCGGUGGGACGAGACGCCUCGACCUGGCGGUGGUGUCACGCCUGGUCCUGGCGUGGCGUGGGAUGCUACACCCAGCAUUGGAGGCGUACCGGGAGCCGCCACUCCCAAGAAGCAGCGUUCUCGCUGGGAUGAGACACCUGUUGGAAGUGCUCCUUCAAUCCUUGGAGCUACACCUCUGGGAUACACUCCGGGGAUCACACCGAUGGGAGGUGCCGACCUUGCGACUCCUACUCCAGGACAGAUUGCUCUGCGAGCGGCAACCAUGACUCCGGAGCAGUACAACAUGUAUCGGUGGGAGAGAGACAUUGAGGAGCGGAAUCGACCGCUUUCGGACGAGGACUUGGACGCAAUUCUUCCGACCGAGGGGUACAAGGUACUCGAAGCUCCUGCGUCCUACGUGCCUAUUAGAACUCCGGCGAGGAAGUUGCUGGCGACACCGACGCCAAUGGGUGGCACGCCUUUGUACUCUAUUCCGGAGGAGGAUCGCAACCAGCAGUACGACGUGCCGAAGGAAACCCCGGAGGGCCUGCCAUUUAUCAAGCCCGAGGACUACCAGUACUUCAGUGCUCUGCUGCAAGAGAAAGAGGAGCAUGAGAUGUCACCUGAAGAAAACAAAGAGAGGAAGAUCAUGAAGCUCCUACUUAAGGUAAAGAACGGUACUCCUCCGCAGAGGAAGACGGCUUUGAGGCAGCUGACGGACAAGGCUCGGGAGUUCGGGGCUGGUCCACUGUUCAACCAGAUCUUGCCACUGCUCAUGUCUCCCACACUUGAGGAUCAGGAGCGCCACCUUCUGGUGAAAGUCAUCGACAGGGUCUUGUACAAACUGGACGAGCUGGUCAGGCCGUUCGUGCACAAGAUCCUGGUGGUGAUUGAGCCACUGCUGAUUGACGAGGAUUAUUAUGCUCGAGUUGAAGGCCGAGAAAUAAUCUCGAAUCUCAGCAAGGCGGCGGGGCUGGCUACCAUGAUCGCUGCAAUGAGGCCCGACAUUGACAACAUCGAUGAGUACGUAAGAAACACUACGGCUCGAGCGUUCAGUGUUGUGGCCUCGGCACUUGGUAUCCCAGCUCUUCUCUUGUUCCUCAAGGCGGUGUGUCAGAGCAAAAAGUCGUGGCAAGCGCGGCACACGGGCAUCAAGAUCGUGCAGCAGAUUGCAAUUCUCAUGGGGUGUGCGGUACUGCCGCACCUGAAGUCACUGGUGGAGAUCAUCGAGCACGGUCUUAACGACGAGAAUCAGAAGGUGAAGACUAUUACCGCGCUCUCCUUGGCUGCUCUGGCCGAGGCUGCCGCGCCUUACGGUAUAGAAAGCUUCGACUCGGUUUUGAAGCCUCUCUGGAAGGGCAUCAGGAAUCACAGGGGCAAGGUUCUAGCUGCGUUCUUGAAGGCCAUUGGGUUCAUCAUUCCGCUGAUGGAUGCAGUCUAUGCGAACUACUACACCAAAGAAGUCAUGGUGAUCCUGAUCCGGGAAUUCCAGUCUCCUGACGAAGAAAUGAAGAAGAUCGUGUUAAAGGUGGUGAAGCAGUGCGUGAGCACCGAGGGUGUGGAGGCGGACUACAUCAAGACAGAGAUACUCCCGCAGUACUUCAAGUUCUUUUGGGUCAGGAGGAUGGCAUUGGACCGCAGAAACUACAGGCAGCUGGUCGACACGACCGUGGAAAUUGCCAACAAAGUUGGUGUCUCGGACAUCGUGAGCAGGGUGGUGGAAGAUCUCAAGGACGAGAGCGAGCCGUACAGGCGGAUGGUUAUGGAAACGAUCGAGAAGGUGGUGUCCAAUCUGGGGGCUUCGGACAUCGACUCCCGGCUGGAGGAGUUUCUGGUGGACGGGAUCCUGUACGCAUUCCAGGAGCAGACGAGCGACGACGCGAACGUGAUGCUCAACGGUUUCGGAGCCGUGGUGAACGCGAUGGGCCAGCGCGCGAAGCCAUACUUGCCUCAGAUAUGCGGGACGAUCAAGUGGCGGCUCAACAACAAGAGCGCAAAGGUCCGGCAGCAGGCGGCGGACUUGAUCUCCCGGAUCGCGGUGGUGAUGAAGCAGUGCGGCGAGGAGCAGCUCAUGGGACACUUAGGCGUGGUGCUGUACGAGUACCUGGGUGAGGAGUACCCGGAGGUGCUGGGCUCCAUAUUGGGCGCGCUGAAAGCCAUCGUCAACGUGAUCGGCAUGUCGAAGAUGACGCCCCCGAUCAAGGACCUGCUACCGCGGCUCACUCCCAUCCUCAAGAACAGGCACGAGAAGGUCCAGGAGAACUGCAUCGACCUGGUUGGCCGGAUCGCGGACCGCGGCGCCGACUACGUCCCGGCGCGCGAGUGGAUGCGCAUCUGCUUCGAGCUGCUGGAGAUGCUCAAGGCGCACAAGAAGGGGAUCCGGCGCGCGACGGUGAACACGUUCGGCUACAUAGCCAAGGCGAUCGGCCCGCAGGACGUGCUGGCGACGCUGCUCAACAAUCUGAAGGUGCAGGAGCGGCAGAACCGGGUGUGCACGACGGUGGCGAUCGCCAUCGUGGCGGAGACGUGCUCGCCCUUCACGGUGCUGCCGGCGCUGAUGAACGAGUACCGGGUGCCGGAGCUCAACGUCCAGAACGGCGUGCUCAAGUCGCUCUCGUUCCUGUUCGAGUACAUCGGCGAGAUGGGGAAGGACUACAUCUACGCGGUGACGCCGCUGCUCGAGGACGCGCUCAUGGACAGGGACCUGGUGCACAGGCAGACGGCGGCGUCCGCGGUGAAGCAUAUGGCGCUCGGGGUGGCGGGGCUGGGGUGCGAGGACGCGCUCAUCCAUCUCAUGAACUACGUGUGGCCGAACAUCUUCGAGACGUCGCCGCACGUAAUCAACGCGGUGAUGGAGGCGAUCGAGGCGAUGCGGGUGUCGCUGGGGCCAGUGAUCGUGCUGAGCUACUGCCUCCAGGGGCUGUUCCAUCCGGCGAGGAAGGUCCGCGAGGUGUACUGGAAGAUUUACAACUCGCUCUACAUCGGGUCGCAGGACGGGCUGGUUGCGGCGUAUCCGAUUCUCGACGAUGACGAGAGGAACAUCUACAGCCGGCCCGAGCUUCAUAUGUUUGUGUGAAAGAGCUUCUCUUUUUCUCUCUCGUUUCUCUCUCGUUUUCUCUCUCGUUCGUUCGUUCGUUCGUUCGUUCUAAAAGUUUGUGUAAGAUAGUGGAUAGUGUGGGGUUUAUAGGGUUUAGGGUUGUGAUAAAUUGAAUGAUAAUAACAACGAAAUGGGUAUUUGGUCUA
Molecule: messenger RNA, 3995 nt
Organism: Selaginella moellendorffii
Lineage: Eukaryota; Viridiplantae; Streptophyta; Lycopodiopsida; Selaginellales; Selaginellaceae
Product: splicing factor 3B subunit 1
Exons: 2
Coding region: 19-3828 (1269 amino acids)
Biological process (GO): spliceosomal complex assembly
Cellular component (GO): U2 snRNP; catalytic step 2 spliceosome; U2-type prespliceosome
Molecular function (GO): mRNA binding
Source: RefSeq, a predicted model, not a curated record